This is a messenger RNA of Prunus mume (Japanese apricot), 3357 nucleotides long. RefSeq lists its product as uncharacterized. Lineage: Eukaryota; Viridiplantae; Streptophyta; Magnoliopsida; Rosales; Rosaceae. The record is from RefSeq and is a predicted model, not a curated record.
AUUUAGUUUGAUGUUAAAGAUUGGAACUUGCUAUAUUUAAAGCAAGAAGUCCAUAGCCUCCUCUGCACAAGUUACUCUCUUUUCAGUCAAAAAGCAAAAAGCUUCCCUUUUUCUUUCUCAAGCACUGCAUAGGACUAAAAGCUUUUUCAGCCAAGCUCUCCCAGUUCACUCAUCAUGGCAAAGAUGACACCAGCAAAAAGCCCUAUGCCGAAAAGUCCUAUGCCGAAAAGUCCUAUGCCAAAAAGCCCUAUGGUAUGUGAGAAGUACGAGACAGGCUGUAUGUGGCAUUUAUAUGGCCUCUUCAACUUCCGUCAAGGUCAUUCUAAUAAGAAGCGGCUUUCACAUAAGAGGCAUACAAACAGACUGGAUGAUGGAAAUUUUAAGACCAAGCUUGAUUUGCUUAACAAAAUGGACGAGAAGGGCCAAAGCAUGGAUGAUAGAAUGAAGAACAAAACUCAGACAGUUGAUUCUGAUGUGGCAAGUAAAAGAAAGCUUAAGGGAGAAGACUUGUCCACUGAGCCGCAGAUGAACAAGAAGUUUGCUAGUGAUGAAGGGGAAGAUAUACCAUCUAAUUCCAAAUUUGUUGGUCAUUUACCAAAAAACAAUGGAAAGACUACCAAAACUCGUCAGAGAUCCCAUGAAGCUAAGCAUCAAAAACAUUCUAAUUCAGUUUUGGUGGAAGAACCUUUGAAUAAGCUCAACUCUGCAGCACUGCCAGAAGUAUCUAGCAAAGAGGUACAUAGCAAAAACCGACGAGGAUGCGGUUGUAAAAGUAUUGAUACCGUGAAGCAUGACCAGCUUAAUGAGAUUAAUCUUGUGCCAGUACAGCUGAAUGCAGCUGAGGCCAUCAUAAAUCAGAAAUUCGUUGAUGGGGUGAACCACCAGUCUAAACAAUUAUUAGAUGCAUUGGAAAUUUUGAAUUCGAAUAAAGAGUUAUUUCGAAAACUCCUACAAGACCCAAAUUCUCUGCUAGUCAAACACAUCGAAGACCUCCGAGACUCUCAGUCAAGAACACAUCAGAGUAAAUCUCCCUGUGAAGCCAACGUCUCAGAAUAUCGGACAAGCAAAGCAAGGCAAUCUGAAGGUCCUUCCAGUAUUCACACGUUGAAAUCCUGUGAUAUCUACCCGUCUCAGGAAAAUGGUGAGUCCGAGUUUCCAGAGAGAAUAAUAGUUUUAAAACCUGGCCCACCAAGCUUGGAAAUUUCUUCAGAGAGUAUCAAUACCUCUAUGCAAAGCUUGAGAAAUAAUGGGCAGAGUGACAGGCCUGCAAAUUCUUCCUUUAGCCGUAUAAAGAGGAAACUGAGACAUGCUAUAUCGGAGAGCAGAAAAGAGCAGCACUCCAAGUCAAUCGAUGGUACAUUAAAUACAUCUCCCUGCCAAAGCACAGGAGAUGAUUGUAAAGGAAAGGGUACGAAGAUCAUUAGAAGCAAUUCACCUAGUGUUGAUGGUGGAGGAGUGACCAAGUCUUCUCUUGAUAUCAAGAAAAAAGAAAACAUAGGCAAGGUGAAACAAUGUGAAUCAAGUAUUGGACGCGAAGCUGCAUCAACCAGUGGAAGUGGUCUUGGAAACUCAAACAUUUCGCUUGUUAGCCAACCCAAGCGAGAGGAAUCUGAAACUUCUGUGGAGGCUGGGAAACAUCUCUUAGAAUUGUUAAACAAUGGGAACAAGGAGAAGAGCUACUUUGAAAGGCAGGCACAAAAAACAUGGGGAAGUGUGAUGUCAUUUCCUGAGUAUGACUUCUUGCCUACAUGUAAUCUGGUAAGGGACUGGGAAAAUAGGUUUCUUAAUGAGCACAUGACAUUUUCACCCUACGGCAAUUGCCAAAUGGUAUAUGAGAACAAGUGGAGGCUUCAUAAAGAAAAGAAAGCCAGCUACUCAAGUCCAUUGAGUCAGGACGUAGAGGUCCUGCCUGACAAUAAGAAACUUGAUGAUCAAUUGCAAGUUUUUGAUACACGGCAAAAUAACUCAGAUUAUCCUUUUACUGACAUCACUGUGCUGGGAGCUAUUUCAAGCCCUAAAGGCUGUGUUCAAAUUGUAGAGAAUGAUAACACCUUGCACCAAAGAGAAACUAGUUCUUUAGAAGUGCCUUCCGAAUCUGAAAGCGCAGACAAAUUUGAUACCAUAAAAGCUAACAAUACUAUCCGCCCAGGAGAAACUAAUUAUUUGGAAGUUCUAUCCAAACCAGAUUGCACGGAGAAGACCAAUACCACAGAGACUAGUGAUACUUCAUACCAAGGAGAAACUCAGCAUUCCGAAAUACUGACUGAACUAGACAGCACAGACAAGGCUCUUGAUCAGAGCUCAGAAACAACCAACAUGUACGAUGAAGAGGAGUAUUUUAAGAGAUCCAGACAGCCAUUAACAUCUUCACCGGAUGUUUUUCAAUCAAGCCCUUCAAGUAUUCAGAGAGUGGAAGAUUCUGAUUGCAUCAAAGAUAAAGGAGAACAGCCAAGUCCAGUUUCUGUACUUGAGCAGUUUUUUGUAGAUGCCACCAGUUCUGCAAGCACCAUAUCUGAACCUGCUGAAGAGCACCAUUCUGCUCUUCUUGUGAAGUCCCCUUUGGAACCCGAAACCUCUUCUUUGAAUGAACAUGAAUAUAUCUCUGAGUACGUGAUGGCCGUGCUGCAAGCUUCUGGCUUGAAUUGGGAUGAGCUCUCGAUGAUGUGUCAAUCAGCCGAUCGACUGCUUGAUCCAUUCUUGUUUGAUGCAGUAAAGUUGCAGCCUAACCAAUUCCAUGGUGAUUGUAUGCUCCUCUUUGACUGUAUAAAUGAAGUCCUUGUCGAGGUAUAUCAGACUCAUCUUCCAUGCUCCCCUUGGGUGUCAUUUAUCAAGCCAAAUGCCAGAAGAAAACUUUGCAUUGAGAAAACUGUGAUUCAUGAAGUGAUGAAGUCUGUGCAUCCAUCACCACAUACAACGCAGCAAAUUGUUGAAAAGGACAUAGCACAGUCUGGAAUGUGGCUGGAUAUCCGAAAUGAUGUUGAGGAGACUGUUUUUGAGAUAGUAGAAGAUGUUUUAGAAGGGCUGAUCAUGGAAACCACAUUUUAGCGGCUCUUCUGAAAAUUUGUAUAUUGCUAUAUAGCUGUGCUUUGGUCUGCAUUGGACCAAGGAAAUCAGGGCAAGCUUGGGUAGGUUAGACCAACUGGUUUUAAGUCACUUAAGAAAUGUAUUUGGACAAUUUGAACAAAUCAUGCAAACACAAGGUUACUACAUGGGGAGCUGGUAUCAGGAAGCUUCUUGCAGAUGUGCAUAAGAUCGUCAUGGGGUACCCUUGGAUCAAUUGUAAGGCUCAAAUUUUGCGUAUACUCUGUACAGUUUAUAUUAAACUUCUGAUAGCUACUAAUUAUUGGCUCAUGAUCC